CAACGAUAUCUCAUCAAAGCAGCGGAUUGACGUCACGGGAAUGGUGUGUGUACAAAUAUUGGAAUUGAUAUGGGUGUACUUCUAUACAGCAAAUCAAGAAUAAAGCAAAUCAACAUGGCCAUAAAAAUGGUUGAAAUGGUUGGUUGAUAGUGCUUCAGAACAAUUUCUAUUGUCCAGAAUGAGAACAUAUUCUGUUAACAAACAUCUCCACAAGAAAAUCAAGAAUCAAGCAAACCAACAAGGACAUUAAAAUUGUUGGUUAAUAGUGCUUGAGAACAAUUUCCAUUCUCCAGAAAGAUAAACUAUUGAUAUCAGUCUAAAUGAGAAUAUCGUUGGGUCUCAAGCCCGGAUAAAAGAGGAGGCCAGAGUUGCAGUAGAUUGGCAAUCAACGUAAAACUUUGUCAAGCAAUAUGCACAUGAGUAUAAAUGAGAAUAUCGUUGGGGCAUCCAUCCUAUACACAUAUGGUGGACUCCCGUUGAUGUUCUCAUAAACUCAUGUAGACGAUCUCUAACUUUUUGGAUAAAGACUUUGAUGAUGAUGAUGACAAAUAUCAAUAUCAUGAGAAGAACAUGUUCUCAAAUCCUAAACUUACUUCAGUGAGAAGUGAACACUCUUUUAAAGGAAAGUAGAGCAUCCUAACCUUGUCAUAUAUUCCUGAACUGAUUAAUCCCACUAGUAAAAAAGUGGUUCUCAAAGACUUGGGGGUGGAAUUGAUCCUCCACUACUAUUUCAUAGACACCUGAUGUUGUCUGACCCCCGGAACCGACCUUUUUUUUUUCUUCUCCACCCCUACCUCUCCUAAAACCCUAUAUUUAAACUUACUUCAGGGAGAAGUGAACACUCUUCAGUUAAGCUAUCUAGACAUGAAGACCUAUGCAUCAUGUGUGGCAAUGGUGGUUGUUCAAAUAGGUGCUGGUGGAUCAAUCAUUCUUAACAAAAUUGCUUUUGAAAAGGGACUCAAUCAACUUGUUCUUAUAGUCUACAGGCAUGUAAUUGCCACACUAUUAUUAGGCCUCUUGGCUUAUGUACUUGAAAGGAAGAAGCGACCGGCUCUGUCAAUUUCCGCGACGAUGAAGAUUUUUGUUCUGGCAUCACUUGGGACAACAAUCUAUCUUAAUGUUUACUAUGCUGGAUUAAUAUAUUCUUCUGCAACUGUUGCCAGUGCCUUGAGUAAUGUUAUCCCUUGCUCGACAUUUAUCAUGGCAGUUCUUCUCAGGAUGGAGAAAGUAAAUAUUACGAGCGCAAGCGGACGAGCCAAGGUGUUGGGUACAGUCAUUUGCGUCGCGGGUUCACUUAUCUUUACCUUCUGGAAAGGAGGAUUCCUGUUGAAAGGGUUUGAGUCUAGGCCACUAAUAAACUUGUAUAGCUCCAACAAGCAUUCUAAGGAAAACUGGAUAUUGGGUUCUGCACUAAUCCUGGCUAGUUGCAUAUCAUGGAGUGGGUGGUUAAUUAUGCAGGCUGUGGUCUACAAAGCUUAUCCAGCUCGUUUAUCAUUGAACACUUUGAUUUGCUUCUUUGCCUCAUUGCAAUCUGGUUUCCUUGCCUUGUUUUUUGGAAGGAAUCCUUCCUUAUGGAGGCUGGAGUGGAAUGUGCAGCUCCUGACCAUCAUAUACAACGGAGUAGUGAUCUCAUCCUUCAUAUACUAUCUCCAAACAUGGUGUAUCAGUAAGGAGGGACCAGUCUUUGCAGCAAUGUUCACUCCAUUAGCCCUUAUUUUCGUCGGAUUGUUCUCAAUGAUUGCAUUUGCAGAGCAGCUUCAUGUGAGCAGGUAA
Molecule: messenger RNA, 1773 nt
Organism: Tripterygium wilfordii
Lineage: Eukaryota; Viridiplantae; Streptophyta; Magnoliopsida; Celastrales; Celastraceae
Product: WAT1-related protein At2g39510-like
Exons: 5
Coding region: 865-1773 (302 amino acids)
Cellular component (GO): plasma membrane
Molecular function (GO): transmembrane transporter activity
Source: RefSeq, a predicted model, not a curated record